AUGGCGUCGUUACGAGUCUUGGUUGGGGUUAAACGUGUCAUAGAUUACGCCGUUAAGGUUUGUGGUGAUCGAGAAACUGGUGCAUAAUACAUAAUCUUAAUAAAUGAUAUUUCUAAAUUGUUAUUUUCUCCUUGAAGAUACGCGUGAAACCGGAUAAGAGUGGCGUGGUUACUGAUGGAGUCAAGCAUAGCAUGAACCCUUUUGAUGAAAUAGCGGUGGAAGAGGUCGGGCAAUAUUUUUAAUUUUUCUUAAAUUGCUGUGUCUUACAGAAAGCAGUUAAAUCUUUUAAGUAUGCCUAGAAUUUGUUAUUUCUUUUAUAACGACGAAUGUCGAGAGAAGUCUUUUCAGUUUAAUAUGUAGUGGAAGUACCGGUAAGUUUACAAAUUCAUCACUGGUCGAGUUACACUAAUAUUUGUCUUUCAUCUCAAUGAGGGUAUGUUAUGUGGACGAAAAGAUAUUAUUAAGAACCCUCCAUCCCAGCACAAACCUUCUGGAAUUUUCAGUUAUGUUUUUUUGUUUGAGUUCUUUUUAAAUGCUAUUCCCUUAGAGACCACCCCUCUCCUUCCAUUGACGUAAUUGAAGAGAUUGUUACACCCCUGCCCCACCCCCCAUCACUAUAUUCCCUCUUUUGUAAGCAAGAUGUCAAAAAUAUUACUCAAAAAACUUUUUUAAAAAAUUGACAGGCAGUAAGGCUCAAAGAAAAGGGAAUUGCAUCAGAAAUUGUUGCUGUUAGCUGUGGGCCUGCUAAAAGCGAGGUAGGACUUACUUAGUCUUCAAGGCCGUCAUAGACAUCAUAGAGAUUAUGUUCCGAGAAAUGACAUUCUCCCCAUACAGGCUUUCAUUCAUUUUCCGAGUGUAUAAUAAAUUGUUAAUAUUAUUGUGUAAUUUCUCUUCCUCCUUACCCUCGAAGCUAUAAUUCAAAUACUCAGGGUUUUCGGAACCUUAUUUUAAAAUACUGUAGCUUUUAGAGCAUGAACAACAUUAACAAAAUAUUUGUAAUAGACAGUUCUAAUGCCUUUAAAGUACUUUUUUUCUUUCAGUGCAUUACAGCUUUGUUUUACAUAGCAAUUUGCCUUGGGUUUUGAAGGGCUUUUGCCUUCAAGUUUUCUGUUACUGUUACUUACAGUUACUAAAUGCUUAACCUCCUGAUGAAAACAUUCACAGGAAGUCAGUAAUAAAGUCACCAACGUUCAUUUCAUUAUUAAUGAAAAAGAGAAAUCAAACUGUCAAAUUGAAAAUGUGGUUUUUGUUGUAUUACAUGUACGUGUAUUGCUAUAAAUCCAAGAUCAACAAAAUUUUCCAAAAUAAGUGAAGUAUGCUGAGAAUUUGACUGACAUUCAUUCAUUUUAUUAAUUUUGUAUUUCUACAAUACCUAAUAAAAUUCUUGUGUGCUUACUGGUUGAUAAUCUAGCCAUCAUCUGUAAGAGUAUAGUUAGUGGAUAGUGCACACUUUUUUCUUUUUCUCAUGUUUGCAACUUACAUGUACAAGACAAUUUAAAAUGAUGUAGCUAUUCAUUUUGUAAAAUUUAGAGUUGUUAAAAAUAAAUCAAGCACAAUUUUCUGCUGUUACAAAAUGAAACUAAAUGCUGUCUGAACUCUUGUAUUGUUCUAACAAAAAUUUAUAGGAAACCCUUCGCACAGCCCUUGCUAUGGGAGUUGAUCGUGGUAUUCACGUUGUGUUAAAUGACAAGGAAUAUGAAGGCCUUCAGCCCCUUGCAGUAGCGAAGCUGUUUCAAAAGAUUACAGAGCAGGAGAAUCCUAAUUUAAUUCUUCUUGGGAAACAGGUAAUGAUCAGUCAAAAGUUACUGAUCAGAAGUAAUUGUGAAAGAAUAAGGCCCAUUGACUUGACUUCUUUAUUGAAAGAGACUUUUGUAGAAACGUUAACUCAUUGUAUUUACACCUCAACCAGAGCUGUCAUUAAGGGAUGUAACCCAUAACACCUGUCAUGGCUGAGCACACUUGCUGUUAUGGGUGAUCAAAGUGGAAAGCUAAAGAUGGCACGAGAGACUAUAAAUUUUUGCAAGAUGUUACAGGUGAAUCUUCACCUCCUACAGCUGCUUAAAAAUUUAAUGUGUCAACCACCUGUAAUAACAUCUUAUGGGGAACCACUGACAUGCAUGAUGGAAACUUUACCACUUGUCAUGAAAGUAAGAACAACAACUGCACAAGACUAUUGUUGCAUUUUGAACUUCAAGCUUCUUAGACCUGGGAAGUGGGGGGUAAGGGGGGGAAGGGGGAGUGCAGUCCAUUUGUUGAAUUUGUUUCUUGGGAGAUCAGUCAAGCAACAAGCUCAUUAUGUUUCUGAACUGGUAACUUCGGUCAAGUCUCCAGGAUCAAGGAUUGAGAUGCCAGUGGCUGUCAACUUACUUUUGAGCAGUAAAUGUACUGUAACUUAAAGAAAGGAGAAAGAGAUCUUGUAAAUAAUGGAUAAUACAUGUAGCUUUUAAGCUUAAAAGACCAAGCAUUAUGAUAAUGUACAUUUUGUUAUGUAGUAAUAAUAUUUCAGAAAGUUCAGUCCUUAAUCAGUGUCGAUAUUUUUUUAUUUAUUGUUUGUCAAAAAACUACUUUCAAACAACCAUUAUCUGAUCUGAUAGAUCAGCACGUCCCUCCUUCUCAGGUUUUCCUUUGUACCAAGAAAGUAGUUUAUAGAAGAGCUUCAUAUCACUGAAAUUUUGUUUUUGUUUUUCAGGCAAUUGAUGAUGAUUGCAAUCAGACAGGUCAAAUGCUGUCUGCUUUGCUUAACUGGCCACAGGUAACUGGGUUGAAUUUUUUCCCUAAUAGUUAAGCAGUAUUAUUUUGGGAUUUUCUUAUGUCUUUGAUCUCUGAUGAUAAUGUUAUGAGAUAAGGGAAAAAAUUUAGUGAAAUUGGAUUAGAAAUUUUCACACCAAAGAAAAGUUUGAGUCAUAAAACUGAAUACAGAGAGUGAAGAAUGAUCAUCGCAGUAAUUUUAAUUACAUUGAUUACAUGUGUGAGUUACAUGUUGGUACAUGUGAGCAAAAAUAUUAAAUAUCUGCUGUGCCAUUUUUCAGAUUUCCCAUAGCAUAAACAGAAAGAUAAAUUUAUUAUGGAGGAACCCAUUACAAGAGAUUUGUAUUCUGUUUAUGAAUAUCGAUGCAUAAUUUGUUCCUAUAUUUGCACAGUCUCUCAAAGAACUCCAAAGUGCAGCAAAAAAGGUUUAUAAAAGUGGUGUAUUUAUUGUUUGUUACAGGCAACUUUUGCAUCAAAAUUAGAGUUAAAAGAUGAUAAAUUGGGAGUGACGCGUGAAAUUGAUGGUGGUCUUGAGAUGAUAGAUGUCAAGAUGCCCUGUGUUGUAACAGCUGAUCUCAGGUAUUUAAGAAACAACGAUACUAUAGUCUUUUACUAGUAAUUUCUAAUUCCCAAUAAUAUCAUUAAAAUUUCAUUCGUUAUUUCCUACAUUUCUUAACAAAUAAACAGGACCAAGCAAUAGUACUGCUGAAGGGGUUUCGUUUGAAUGGUCACACCAUAGGAUUUGGUCCACAGACUCAAAAGUUAGACCUCCAUACUAAAUAAGUAGUACCAGAAACUCAUAAGGGGUUAUGAGUUUCUGGUAGUACCAAGUGAAUGGUCACACCGUAGGAUUUUGUUGACAGAUUUUCUGUUUUUGCAUGUGAUUCUCAUGGUGCUCUGUGUAAAAAACUCCCUAUCAUUUGUUACGUCUUGAAAGCCUUUGUCCUGGUGUAAAAUUGAAACAGUAUGGUUUAGUACAGUGUAUUUGUAAAUUAAAUUUCUAAUUUGGAUCCUUUUCCCUAUUUAUCCAUUUCGCAGUUUGACUCAAGCUUAAUCCUGAUUUGAACUUCUCCACCAGGUUUUUAAAUAACCAACUCACACACUUUCUUAGAGCCCUUUUCAUUUUUUCACAGAAAGUCCUGGAGCUUGCACUUGUUUUUCUGACAUGUUUUACACUUUUUACAUUUUGGUCAAUUUUUUUUUCACUCCAUGGUUGUUUGCCACUAGGCUGCCCCCUGAGUUGAAGAUUUUAAAUAUGUUUAAUAUAGGGUCAUUUGCAAGUAUUUUGUCCCAGGGUUGUGUAUCAUUUUCCCUUAAGAACCAUGGAGAGUGGGUAACUGAAAAUUUAAAGGAAAAAAUCUAUCUGUAGCAGAAGUAUUAUUUAAUUUAUUUAUUAAAAUAAUUGGGAAUUCACUUUUAUUGUCCUCCAGGUUGAAUGAACCACGCUAUGCAACUCUCCCUAAUAUUAUGGUUUGUAACAAGAAUGAAUAUUUUCCUCUUCUAUUUAUUUAUCAUAAAAGUCACUGAUUAACAGCACUAUCAACGAACUAGCGUUGUUGUGCCAAAUUGUGAUGAUUGCAACAAGUUGCUUGAUUUCAGCAGUCAACCAUUCUUUAACAAUCAGAGUUAAGUCCCCCACCCCUGCCCCCACCCCCAACCCCUCAUUUAACAUUUUUGCCAUUAUUGUAAGUGUUAACGUUGAGUUAGGGGAGGGGUAGGUAGGGAGUUUCUCAGAAGCUCAUUACGUAGUAGUUAGUACUAAUGUUGGGUUUGGGGAGGGGAAGGUAGACAGUUUCUUAAAUUCCAUGCUGAUUCAAAAGGCUUUCGUCUGCCUUACUAAUUACUUAAUUGAAAAAUGCAUCUUUGUACUGCAGAAAGCAAAGAAGAAGAAAAUUGACAAGAAGACGCCUGGUGACUUAGGUGUAGACAUUUCUCCAAGAAUAGAGACUCUGAGUGUUGAGGAUCCACCAGUACGGGAAGCAGGAAUUAAAGUUGAAACUGUUGAUGAUUUGGUCACUAAACUUAAGGACAAAGGAUUCUGUUAGAGAGUUCGCAAUUACCCCAUCAUGGUCAAUCAAUGAAAUCAAUUAUAACUACAACAUGAGUGAUGUUUCUUGCCACUUAAUGUUGUUAUCUUUUAUUGGUUGCAUAAAUUCCAGUGGAAUCAUUUCCUAUUACAAUAACUGGAUGCUCUCAAAAGUUUGUGAAAUAGCAGUCAAGGGUUGUUAACAAUCAAUCAGUCAACUAGAAUUAACUGAAUGACCUUACUAAUGUCUUGUGAUUGGUAGAUUUCCAAUCAAUGAUUUUAAUUGAUUGACUUCUUUGGGAAUACGUGAACUGCAGAUCUGGACAAAAUUAACUGGCUUUGUGACAAAGCAUUUAACACCAUUUUCCAGGAUCUAUGGCUGUUAUUUUUAUUUCCAACAAAAUUUAUCAUUAAGUUAAUGGCUUUACAGACAACUAUUUAUGUUUGUAUGGUGAUUGUCUGUUAUUCCUGUGCCAGCAAGAUUUUCCAAAAUAAAGCAUAACACAAGCAGC
Molecule: messenger RNA, 5286 nt
Organism: Porites lobata
Lineage: Eukaryota; Metazoa; Cnidaria; Anthozoa; Scleractinia; Poritidae
Source: the annotation of a GenBank genome assembly